UGCUUUCAGGUGCUCAUUCCCCUUGGGAAAAUCGAUCUUGGCCAAGUAAUUGAGGAAUGGAAGGACAUUGCACCACCUCCGGACGACAAAGAAGCCGAGAAAAGCCUUGGGGACAUCUGCUUCUCGCUUCGAUACGUUCCCACAGCUGGCAAAUUGACCGUGGUUAUUUUGGAAGCUAAAAAUCUGAAGAAAAUGGACGUAGGCGGUUUAUCAGAUCCUUAUGUGAAAUUGGAGAUCUCGGAGAACAAAAAGGCUCUACGGCGGAAAAAGUCCACGAUCAAGCGAAACACGUUGAAUCCGUAUUACAACGAGAGCUUUGUGUUCGAUAACUUGCCAUUAUCGAGAAUUAAGAUCCCUACGUGA
Messenger RNA from Cooperia oncophora, 363 nucleotides. The record is from the annotation of a GenBank genome assembly. Lineage: Eukaryota; Metazoa; Nematoda; Chromadorea; Rhabditida; Trichostrongylidae.